Messenger RNA from Cyclopterus lumpus (lumpfish), 841 nucleotides. RefSeq names its product gastrotropin-like. Lineage: Eukaryota; Metazoa; Chordata; Actinopteri; Perciformes; Cyclopteridae. Gene Ontology annotation, molecular function: fatty acid binding. Gene Ontology annotation, cellular component: nucleus; cytosol. The coding region runs from base 48 to 425 and encodes 125 amino acids. Gene Ontology annotation, biological process: fatty acid transport. The transcript is spliced from 4 exons. The record is from RefSeq and is a predicted model, not a curated record.
CACUCCUUGUUCCCUCCUUUCUCAUUCGUCUCCUCUCUUUCCCCACCAUGGCUUUCGCUGGGAAAUAUGAGCUGGAGAGUCAAGACCAAUACGAGGAGUUUCUGGAAGAAAUUGGGCUUCUCAAUGCCAAGACAGACCACAAAGUGGUAACGGAGGUGGUUCAGGAUGGGAACCACUUCACCUGGACUCAAACCAUCCCCAACUGGACCUGGUCCAAUGAGUUCACCGCUGGUCAGGAGUGUGAGCUGGCAACAAUGAAGGGCGUCAAAUUCACGGCUCCUGUCACUAUGGAAGGAGGCAAGAUCUCAAUUCCGUUUCCUCAGUACCACUUCACAGCAGAGCUCACGGAGGGAAAGCUAGUAAUGAAUUGCAUAACACCAGGAGAGAAGGGUGUGACAUUCAAAAGAAUUAGCAAAAGGAUCUAAUGCUGCCAGACUCAACAUGCUUUAUUGGAAAAGAGGUUGCCCCGCGGCAGGAAAAGUCAUGAAAGUGCUCGCAACAAUGAAUCAAGAAGAAUAAAGUGACCAAGCGGAUCUCUUAGCUUCACAGCAUUGUUGUUUUACCUUCAGAUCUAACCUCAUCGAAUUGGUGAAACUAUGUACUGUAUUACUACAAGGAUGAAAUAAUGUAUUAUGUUUGAUCCAAUAUAAAUGUCUGAAUAUGGCAUGUUUUGCCAAGCAAUAAUGGGAUUUUCUUUUAUUUGUAUCACACCAUUGAUGUUGCAUUAAUGGUCUCUGACAUUCUAAGUCCCACAAAUGUUUUGUGUGUAACUUGUACACACAUCCACCACAAAGACAAAGAGGUAUGUUCAUAUGUAUAUUGUCCUGGGCAUUAGAUUUAU